UACCUCCCUCUCUGCUGCUCUCUGCCACGUCAAAUGACUGUCUGGGUGCCUGGCUGGCUCCUCCGGGAGCCUCGCCGCCAAACAGCCUGAGCUGUGGUCACUGAGCUCCGGCUGAGGAGUCACACAGAGCACCAGGAGCAGCACCAGGAGCAGCUCCUUCUACUCCUCCUGCUCCUCCUGGGAGUCUGCUGGGAGAUAAACGGGUUCAGGUGUGGAGGUGUGAGGAGGCAGACUCACCUGAGGAGACCAGCAGCUUUUAUUAGAGCUGCAGCUGGAACAUGAGUGGAUAUCUCUACAGAGGACGGCACUGUGCUGCAGAGAAACGGGCCCGGCCCAAGAGCCUCGGACCUGCCAUGGAUUUCUCGUGUGAUGAAACAGGAAAAGGCCCUCCGGUCCAGAUGCACAGCCUGAGAGAGUUUGAACAGCACCUCAACGACCUGAAGAAGGAGAACUUCAGCCUGAAGCUGCGGAUCUACUUCCUGGAGGAGAAGAUCCAGCAGAAGUUUGAGGAGAGCAGCGAUGGCGUGCACAAGAGGAACAUCGAGCUGAAGGUUGAAGUGGAGAGUCUGAAGAAGGAGCUGGAGGAGAAACAGGAGCUGCUGGACAAAGCUCUGUGCACAGCGGAGAGCUUGUCCAAUCAGAAUGAAGCGGAGCUGCAGCGCCGCCUGACGGAGCGGCAGGAGGAGAUCGUCCACAUGCAGGAGAUCCUGGAGAGCAAAGUCCAGCUGCUGCAGGAGGAGGCGGAGCUAGCGCGGGCCGAGGCCGAGCGGAUGGCCUCGCUGGCCGACUCGUCCGCUCAACGCUGCCUCGUCCUGGAGAGAGAGAGAGCAGAGAGGAGGGAGGAGGAGGAGGAGAGGGACAGGGCGAUCGGGGAGCUGACUCAGCAGAAACACUCGUUGGGUCUUCAGGUCGAGGAGCUGGAGGUCAAAGUUCACCGUCUCUCUUCUCCUCUGCAGAGGAAAGAAGGAGCAGCUGAGAGUCCAGAGGAGAGGACAGUCCUCGCUCACAUGCAGGUAGGAAACCUUUACUCAGCGCUGACGUCUGUUUAUACACACACACACACACACACACACACACACACACACACACGCUCAUUUACAUCUCUUGUGGUGACCUGCAGCUUCAGACUCCCAGUGAGUCCUCAGAGCUGAUGGAGCUGCAGCUCCUCCUGGUGGAGGCUGAGCUGAACUGCA
Molecule: messenger RNA, 1193 nt
Organism: Centropristis striata (black sea bass)
Lineage: Eukaryota; Metazoa; Chordata; Actinopteri; Perciformes; Serranidae
Product: myomegalin-like
Exons: 9
Coding region: 279-1151 (290 amino acids)
Cellular component (GO): microtubule organizing center
Source: RefSeq, a predicted model, not a curated record